Sebastes umbrosus (honeycomb rockfish) is the source of this 1925-nucleotide messenger RNA. It is a transcript of the gene tmem129, whose product is annotated as transmembrane protein 129, E3 ubiquitin protein ligase. Gene Ontology annotation, biological process: protein ubiquitination. Gene Ontology annotation, molecular function: ubiquitin protein ligase activity. The coding region runs from base 229 to 1329 and encodes 366 amino acids. The record is from RefSeq and is a predicted model, not a curated record. Gene Ontology annotation, cellular component: membrane; endoplasmic reticulum. The transcript has 7 exons. Lineage: Eukaryota; Metazoa; Chordata; Actinopteri; Perciformes; Sebastidae.
CAGACUGAUCCACCAGCUGGUGGCGGUGAUGCGCCAACACAGUGUUUGCAAACCCGCCAAUAAACCUCAGAGAAGAAGAAGAAGCUUGGGACGUGUAGAAGAAGAAGAAGAAGAAGAAGAGGGGGACGUGUAGACGUGUAGGAGAAGAGCUGUAUGAGGAAGCAGAGCAGCUGAGACAUCUGUCGGUCUCACCACGGUAGCAGACAGCAGCAGUAAACUAGAUCAACUAUGGAGAGUCCUGAGUUGUCCUUCACUCUGGCCUACAUCGUCUUCUCUCUCUGCUUCGUCUUCACGCCCAACGAGUUCCGGUCUGCCGGUCUGACCGUCCAGAACCUGUUCUCCUCCUGGCUGGGCAGCGAGGAGGUGGGCUUCAUCCAGUACCACAUCAGGAGGACCAGCAUCACCCUGCUGCUGCACUCCGCUCUGCCUCUAGGUUACUACAUGGGGAUGUGUAUCGCUGCUCCAGAAAAAAACCUGGGAUACAUUCACGAGGUGAGCGACGGCUGGAGAGCGUUUCUCCUCCUCUCCCUCUGCCUCCAGUUGACCAGCUGGACGUUCGUCAUCUACUGGUCCCAUCAUCACUGGCACAAGCAUCCGAUCAGCCGAUCCCUGCGGGCCCACGUACGGCCUCCUCACUCCGGCUGGGGCUCCGUGGCAACCAGCAUCAACGAUGAGUUCAGACGCAUAGAUAAGUUUGCCACAGGGGUGCCUGGAGCCAGAGUUAUUGUUACUGACAGCUGGGUGUUAAAGGUGACCACCUAUCACGUCUACAUGGCCUUACAGAGUGAAUGUGACGUGACGGUGACAGAGUCCAGACAGCACCAGCUGAGUCCAGACUCGGCCUCCCCCUCGCAGAUCUUGACCCUGAGAGUGGACAGCGUCAACCCCGCCGUCAAAGCAUUUAAUAUCGGGCUCAACUCUACGGAGUACGCAGAGCUCAGGGAGAAGCUCCACGUUCCCAUCAGAAACUCUGCCAAUGUAGUGAUCCACCAAACCAUCAGUGAACUCUUCCUGGAUACAUUUAGAGCUCAGGUGGACCUCAAUCAAGCAUACACACUCCCCAGUGGACAGGAGGUGGAACCCUGUAUAGGCUGUAUGCAGGUUCAAGCAAACACCAAACUGGUCAGACUCUGCCACGCAGAAGGAGCCGACAACGAGCCAGAGUGCCAGCAGUGUUUCUGCAGACCCAUGUGGUGUCUGUCCUGUCUGGGUCGAUGGUUCGCCAGCCGCCAAGACCAGCAAAGACCCGAAACCUGGUUGUCCAGCAGAGUCCCCUGCCCCACCUGUAGAGCCAAGUUCUGUAUACUGGACAUCUGUGUGGUCCACUGACAAAAGACACGCAUAACAGAUCAAAACAGACUUUUCCCUCUCAAAAUAAUGUGGAGGUGUGUUUUUUAAGCGUUGUUCAGCAACAAACUUAAUGACAGUAUGUACCUGCUCAUUCUGUACUUUCAAUAAGGAGGGAUCAUUACUCUGUUCUGAUAAAACAUUUGUUUCGAACCCCAGCAUAGUGUAAAAUGGCACGAUCAAUGUGCCAUUUAGUGAGAUAUGCUUGUUUGGUGUCAAAUAAGAGGGAUGAAAUCAGUCUGCCUGAUCUCUGUGCAGUCAUUGAGGAGACAUCCAGAAUGUGUUUAGGUUGGCAUGAAGACUGACUGCAAGGAGAAAAUCCAAGCAAAAAGAAAUGCCUAUGACCACUGUACCUGGCCUGUAUCACUUAACAUCCACUUCAGAAUGCUCUACAGAGCCAACGUAUAACUGACUUGCUCCUACUUACAUCAAAACCAUCAUCAGAGCAACUCUCAAGUGUUCACAUGGUCAUUCAGGAACAGCCCAGCAGACACAAGGAUUUAAUCUACAUCUGCCUCGUUGUUUAUUCUUUCAAAACCUUUACAUGUUCUCAGUUAUAAAGUUAUUCUGUAAAAGCA